UCCUUUCGGUUCAGCUUAAUUCCGUUAAGUAUUAGUCAACAGCAAUAUACUAAGUGCCAGGCAAGUACCUGGUUAAGGCUGGGAGUGGAGGAAGAUGGGCAAAGACGGGAAGAGUCAGAGGCGCAGAGCGCGCUGGGGGAACCUGGAUGGAGAGAGCCUGGGCGGGGGAGGCUCCGGGAGGCGACACGGGGGCGGCCCUCCCCUGAGGACUAACCACGAACCUUAGGGCACCUUCGGCGGGGAGACCACGUCAGAAAUCCCGUCCGGGACUGACUUCCUGCCCGGGAGGCCCCGCGGCCUCGGGCUCUGGGCGCGGGCCAGCGGGGCGGCGCCGGCGCCGGAUCGGAGGCGCUUCCUGGGCGCAGCGCGCGCCGAGCUGCGCGCGGAGGAGCGGGAGCGCGGGACGGCGCACCGGGGAGGGCGCGCUGGCGGCGACAUGGAGGACGGCGUGCUCAAGGAGGGCUUCCUCGUCAAGAGGGGUCACAUUGUCCACAACUGGAAGGUGCGAUGGUUCAUCCUUCGGCAGAACACGUUGCUGUACUACAAGCUCGAGGGGGGUCGGAAAGUGAUCCCCCCCAAGGGCCGCAUCCUGCUGGAUGGCUGCACCAUCACCUGCCCCUGCCUGGAGUAUGAAAACCGACCACUCCUCAUUAAGCUGAAGACUCAAACAUCCACGGAGUACUUCCUGGAGGCCUGUUCUCGAGAGGAGAGGGACGCCUGGGCCUUUGAGAUAACAGGAGCUAUUCACGCGGGGCAGCCGGGGAAGGUCCAACAGCUCCACAUAUUGAAGAACUCCUUCAAGCUGCCCCCUCACAUCAGCCUGCAUCGCAUCGUGGACAAGAUGCACGACAGCAGCAGCGGAAUCCGGCCAAGCCCCAACAUGGAGCAGGGAAGCACCUACAAAAAGACCUUCAUAGGCUCCUCCCUGGUGGACUGGCUCAUCUCCAACAACUUUGCAGCCAGCCGUCUGGAGGCCGUGACCCUGGCCUCCAUGCUCAUGGAGGAGAACUUCCUGAGGCCGGUAGGCACCCGAAGCACGGGAGCCAUUCGCUCUGGGGAUCUGGCUGAUCAGUUCCUGGAUGACUCCAUGGCCCUGUACACUUUUGCUGAGAGCCCCAAGAGGAAGAUAAGCUCCAAGGAAGAAAUCAGUCUCAGCACCGUGGAGUUAAGUGGCACAGUGGUAAAGCAAGGCUAUCUGGCCAAGCAGGGGCACAAGAGGAAAAACUGGAAGGUGCGGCGCUUUGUUCUGAGGAAGGACCCGGCUUUUCUGCAUUACUACGACCCUUCCAAAGAAGAGAACCGGCCAGUGGGUGGGUUUUCUCUUCGUGGUUCACUCGUAUCUGCUCUGGAGGAUAAUGGCGUUCCCACUGGGGUUAAAGGGAAUGUCCAGGGAAAUCUCUUCAAAGUGAUUACUAAGGAUGACACACACUAUUAUAUCCAGGCCAGCAGCAAGGCUGAGCGUUCAGAGUGGAUUGAAGCUAUCAAAAAGCUAACGUGACAAGGACCUGAGGGAAUGGGAUCAGGAUUCCUCCCUCUUAACAGAUGACACAGGAUUUCCUGGAAAACGGGAAUGUGUUAAGACUUUUAGCUUUUUCUAUUUUGUACUGCUUUGGAGUGAGAUUGGUGAAGAGUUCCUUAGAUUACAGUGGGCAGUGGUGCUAUUUCCUUCCCCACCUUCAAAGUUAACAUGGAAAUGCUAGAAUAGCCAUUAGGCAUCAGCAUCUUGACUUUCGCUCAUCAUCACAACCAGCCAUUCCUUGGGUACCAAAGUAGGUUUCCCUUGUCACACUAACUGGCCACGUUGUAAUACUAAAUAAAACACUAUAGUCUCAUGGUGGCGCUCUCUGAAAUGCUGUCAGCAACUCAUUCUUUGGAAUGAAUAAAAAUUGUUAUUUGUUCCUGGCUAUUAGAAUUCCUAUACCAAGUUUUAGUUUUCAAAGGUUUUUCAUGCUUAAGGCUAUACGAAUUAUUAGGCAAGCUGAUUAUAAAAACAUCUCAAGUGAUCUGUCACUAAAACAUGCCCCAUCUUAAAGUGGGGAUGGGGGGCAAAAUUUUGAAAAUAUCGUUUUGCUUUGAAAAAUAAGCUUUCGUAAGUAUUAUACGUUGCAGAAAAGAAAUCAUGGACUCAGACAGAUUAGUCACACAUAUAAAAAAAGUAAAAUUACAGGUUUUCUGUGGAUAAAAAUGUCAUUUAGAUAGAGCAGGAGUUUGUUGAAGGACAGGAACAGGAGCUCUCUAAAGGACACAGAAAGAUGUCAGUGGGAAAAGAAUUAAAUCAAGGCAUGAAAUUUUGGGUUUUAGAAUGAAGAUUAAUGGAGACAAAUAGGUACCAAGAAGCUUCACCAGUUAGGAGGUUAAUCUGAAGUAGUGAAAAGUCUGCAUCAUACAGUAUCUUUAAAAACAUUUUUAUUACUUUCAAGUUUAAUACAGUAAUCUGCCAAGUACAAGUGCUUCGGCUUCCUUUAAUGAAUAGAUACGUAACUUACAUUUAAGGGGAGUGGAUACUUCCAAAGUGCUUAAGUAAAAAUUCAUUCUCUUCAAUAGUUUGAACUGUCUCCUCUUAAUCUUGUCUAGAAUAACUGAUCUGAGGUUUUACUUUAAUUCCUUACAUUCUAAGAGACUGCCUUUUAAAGCACCAUUUUCCAUUUGGCAUUUCACCAAGGUCUAUGUCCUUGGAAUUAGUUUCUUUAUUGCUUCUUGUUAUCAACAGGUGUUUACCUGAAUUAAACUGCAUUUGGUUUGAUGGC
Aethalodelphis obliquidens (Pacific white-sided dolphin) is the source of this 2747-nucleotide messenger RNA. RefSeq names its product pleckstrin 2 (gene PLEK2). Gene Ontology annotation, biological process: intracellular signal transduction; actin cytoskeleton organization. The record is from RefSeq and is a predicted model, not a curated record. Gene Ontology annotation, cellular component: plasma membrane. Lineage: Eukaryota; Metazoa; Chordata; Mammalia; Artiodactyla; Delphinidae. Bases 437 to 1498 code for a protein of 353 amino acids. The transcript has 9 exons.